Molecule: messenger RNA, 1244 nt
Organism: Porites evermanni
Lineage: Eukaryota; Metazoa; Cnidaria; Anthozoa; Scleractinia; Poritidae
Source: the annotation of a GenBank genome assembly
AUGCGGGGGAAGGAUAAUGUUUUCGAGGAGGAGUUGUAUGAGGGCACAGCAAAGUCGAUGGAGGGUGUGCUAGCAGAUGAAUGUUAUGAGCAGACAAAGAUUGAGGGGGGCAAGGUUGAGGUUGUGUGGCAGGAUAGGGAUUCAAGUGCAGCCAAGUCCAUCAGUCUGCAUUAUCCUGCUGGUAAGGUAUAUAAAUGUGGAGGACAUGUGGGGAGAGCUCAUAGCAAUAACUUGAGAGAGGCUGCUAAGAAGAAGGAGUUUUCAGAGGAUAUGAAAUCCAAAUACAAAGCAAAAUUUCCUGAAAUUGAAACUGCAAAGUGCAAAUGCAAACGACACAGGGCUGGUUGUGGCUGCAUAUCCGAUUCAUUUAUCAAAGGUGCCCGUAUAAACCAUUUUUGCUGCCUGCAACAGCGUACUAAUCCUGAUGAUUAUGCACAGCGCGUCAGGGUCCUCUCAAAGUACCAUGUGUGGGACAUCCAUGACUGGGACGAAGGCGGCUCCCGUAACUUUCAUCCAGCAAGAACUUGCAGUUGCAAGAAAUGUGAAGAAGAUCAAGUUGAAUGCACUGGGGAGCCAUACAAGACCAAAACACCACUCAAGUGUGAUUUUUAUCGGCUUGCAUACAGAAUAGAGUGCGAAAGAAGAGCAGACGAGGCUGACAGUGUUAUUCAUCCUGAAAUGGGUUGAGGCCAUUUGAACCUCUGUGAGGCAAGCUUCACAGUUCGUCCCCAGUUCCGGCUAAAAGCCAGAGCCUCUGCAGGNAUGUGGGGAGAGCUCAUAGCAAUAACUUGAGAGAGGCUGCUAAGAAGAAGGAGUUUUCAGAGGAUAUGAAAUCCAAAUACAAAGCAAAAUUUCCUGAAAUUGAAACUGCAAAGUGCAAAUGCAAACGACACCGGGCUGGUUGUGGCUGAAUAUCCGAUUCAUUUAUCAAAGGUGCCCGUAUAAACCAUUUUUGCUGCCUGCAACAGUGUACUAAUCCUGAUGAUUAUGCACAGCGCGUCAGGGUCCUCUCAAAGUGCCAUGUGCGGGACAUCCAUGACUGGGACGAAGGCGGCUCCUGUAACUUUCAUCCAGCAAGAACUUGCAGUUGCAAGAAAUGUGAAGAAGAUCAAGUUGAAUGCACUGGGGAGCCAUACAAGACCAAAACACCACUCAAGUGUGAUUUUCAUUGGCUUGCAUACAGAAUAGAGUGCGAAAGAAGAGCAGACGAGGCUGACAGUGUUAUUCAUCCUGAAAUGGGUUGA